Messenger RNA from Anopheles coustani, 654 nucleotides. Its product is annotated as GEL complex subunit OPTI. NCBI's taxonomy places the organism in Eukaryota, Metazoa, Arthropoda, Insecta, Diptera, Culicidae. The record is from RefSeq and is a predicted model, not a curated record. Gene Ontology annotation, biological process: mitochondrial respirasome assembly. The coding region runs from base 88 to 495 and encodes 135 amino acids. The transcript has 3 exons.
UUCAAUCGAGAAAAAAAUUAGGAAAUCAUUAAGCCAAGAGCGUGUAUGGUAAAAUAAUUGGUAAAAUUUAGCAUUUCAUAAACGAAAAUGGUCGCCAAGUCGGGACACAAUGAAAAGCUGGCGAAACCGAAAACAUCUCACAUCGCGUCCGUGUGGAACCGGGCGAUAAAACCAAACUCGGAGUGGAGUGAUAAGGACGAUUUCCUGGAUGUUGUGUACUGGGCGCGACAAGUUUUGGGUAUCCUCAUCGGAAUAGUUAUGGGCAUUAUUCCACUGAAAGGAUUCAUCGCACUGGCACUAUUUGCCCUGUUGAACUGCGGAGCCGUCUACCUUUACAGCAAUAACUUCCAGUCCAUCGACGAGGAAGCGUACGGUGGCAUGUGGGAAAUAGUGAAGGAAGGUUUUAUGACUUCGUUCGCGUGCUUUCUGGUCACGUGGAUUAUCUUCUACACCGGCAUCCACUUCGACAGCGUGGUGUUAGAGAAAAGCAUUUAGAAAUUUAGUCGGUACGGUAAAAUAACGCAGAUAUAACAAAAAACAAAUUAACAAACAUUGUUGACUAAUUUAUUUUUAUUGUCAUGAAAACGACCAUGGACAUCGCGCACCGGUUAAAAGAAUGUCAUUACAAUCACCAAAUAUAGCGAAACAAACGUA